Protopolystoma xenopodis is the source of this 234-nucleotide messenger RNA. The record is from the annotation of a GenBank genome assembly. Lineage: Eukaryota; Metazoa; Platyhelminthes; Monogenea; Polystomatidea; Polystomatidae.
AUGGGUCCUAUUGGAGGUCCCAUUUCUAAAGUGGGAAUCGAGUUGACUGACUCGCCGUACGUUGUUGCCAGCAUGCGCAUCAUGACGAGGAUGGGGAAGGAGGUUCUGUCAUUGCUGCAGAAGGACGACUCAAAUUUCAUCAGGGCAUUGCAUUCGGUCGGACUACCCAAACCAGAAACCCGUGAGUUUAUGCACAGUUGUCGAGACCAAAUGGUUUUAUCUGGCCCUGUUUAA